AUGGAUGCCGUGGAUACUUCAGUCAGGUCAUUCAAUGACUGGCCAAACCAUCAGGGCUUCAAUUCUACCUAUGAAGAGAGAAUUCCGGUCGAGCUCAAGGUCACCGGUGACAUACCUGCAUGGGCUGCGGGAGUCCUAUACCGCACCGGCACAGGUCGCAGUGAAAUAGAGACGGACAAAAAAGAAACCUUUAAAAUAGCCCAUUGGUUCGAUGGGCUGUCAGUGGUUCAUAGAUUCCAAAUCCUGCCGCCAGAUGAAAUCCAUCCUUCAGUCCGUGUCUUCUAUAAUUCGAGAAGCUGCUGUGACGGAUUGAUCGAGAGGAUCAGGAAGACUGGCAAAGGCAAAGACAUGUCAUUCGGUGCUCGAUAUGAACCCUGCACGAGCUAUUUUCAGAAAGUUAUGUCGCUAUUCCGGCCUGCUCCAGCAAGGACCGGAGCAGACCAGCGAUCUAUGUCCAUCACGCUCUCGGUCAAUUUCCCUGGUCUCAGCAGCACAGCCACACAAAAGACCUCUGGACAUGCGUCUGGUAUACACACAUUAGCCAAUAAAACAGAUGCCGCGGCCUUUCAAACCCUAGACCCUGAGACUUUGGAACCCAUUGGCGUAGCCUCACAGCAAGUCCUUCACCCAGACUUGAAGGGGCCUUUAUCCGCCGCUCACGCCAAAUCUGACCCGGUCACUGGCGAUGUCUACAAUUUCAACCUCCAACUUGGCAAGUGUCCAAUCUACCACGUCUUCCACGUCUCAGCCGCAACGGGCAAAACCUCCAUCCUCGCAACCCUCACCAAUGCCCGCGCCGCAUACAUACAUUCUUUCUUCCUCACGAAACACUAUGUCGUCCUCUGUGUAUGGAACUCUUUCUACGUUGCGGGUGGCCUGGCAAUUCUUUGGCACAAGAACAUUAUCGAUGCAAUGGCCGACUAUGACCCGUCUAAGAAAACCACCUGGUAUGUCAUUGACCGCCGCCCCGCCGAUCAGGGAGGCAAGGGGCUCGUUGCUACCUACAAAAGCGACCCAUUCUUCUGCUUCCAUACGAUCAACGCGUACGAAGAACCCACACUUGAUGACAGUGGGAGCAUCGAUAUCGUCGCGGAUUUAACUGCCUACAACAAUCUUGACGUCCUCAAGCGCUUCUACCUCUCGAACAUCAUCUCCACCUCCCCUGACGCCUCCAAGUAUGCAGCAGGGACAAACGAUGCUAGCCGUGGCUUAUACAAGCGGUUCCGCCUGCCGUCACUCCCAGUCCUGUCAGCAUCCUCCUCAACGUCAACAUCGUCUUCAAGAAAAAGAACGAAGUCCCGGCGUGCCACCCUAGACUUCAAAGCCGACGCUUUGGAUACACCUGAACUCCCCACUCUAAACCCGAACUAUGUCACGCACCGCCACCGCUAUGUCUACGGCGUCACAUCCUCGGGUAAAUCGAGCUUCGUCGAUGGGCUUGUCAAGUUCGACACGGAAACCAGGCAAUCCAUACAUUGGAAUGAAUGGGGGCAGAAUGCCGGCGAGGCUAUUUUCGUGCCGAGGAGGAGAAUGCCGACUAAUGAGAGUCCAAGAGGGAGUGAAAGUGAGAGUGGGGCGGAUGGCGAUGGGGAAGCGAUUGAGGAAGUGGAAAAGGAAGGGGAGUCUGAACCGUUCGAUGAGGAUGACGGGGUGCUACUCUCCGUAGUGUUAGAUGGGUUGAAGGGGAGGUCGUAUUUGCUUGUCCUUAAUGCGAAGGAUAUGACGGAGGUUGGCAGGGCGGAGGUUGCGGGGCCCAUCGGGUUUGGGUUUCACGGGACUCAUGUUUCGGCACUGAGAGGAGGAAAGGGGUUGGAUUUCUAA
Messenger RNA from Histoplasma capsulatum G186AR, 1821 nucleotides. RefSeq names its product retinal pigment epithelial membrane family protein. Gene Ontology annotation, biological process: carotene catabolic process. The transcript has 2 exons. NCBI's taxonomy places the organism in Eukaryota, Fungi, Ascomycota, Eurotiomycetes, Onygenales, Ajellomycetaceae. The coding region runs from base 1 to 1821 and encodes 606 amino acids. Gene Ontology annotation, molecular function: carotenoid dioxygenase activity. The record is from RefSeq and is a predicted model, not a curated record.